UUUGCCAGGACGCCAAUGACUGGUAGGGGGCGGGGCAUAAUUGUCGCGAGUGCUGAUUGGCUGGGAGGCAGUGCUGGUGGGUGUGCGGAGGUAGCCCUUCCCAUUCCUCUGGCUCUAACUAGAGAGAUGUCCAUAACCCGGCUGGGGAAGGUGGUACCCAAGACCAGCAUCCUUUUCUUGUGCGACAUGCAGGAGAAGUUCCGCCCCACAGUUGCCUACUUCCCCCAAAUCGUGGCAGUGGCUGCUCGGAUGCUGCAGGUAGCACAGACGCUGGAGGUACCAGUGGUGGUGACAGAGCAGUACCCCCAGGGCCUGGGUCCCACAGUGCCUGAGCUGGGUGCCCAAGCUCUACGCAAGAUCCCCAAGACCUGCUUUAGCAUGUUGGUGCCCGAGGUGGAGCGGGAGCUGGGUGCCCGGCCUGACUUGUGCUCUGUUCUCCUCUGUGGCAUUGAGACCCAGGCCUGCAUCAUGAGCACAGCACUGGACCUGUUGGAGCGUGGUCUGGAUGUGCACGUGGUGGCUGAUGCCUGCUCAUCCCGCAGCCAGCUGGACCGCCUGGUGGCCUUCACCCGCCUGAGGCAGAGUGGGGCCUUCCUCACCACCAGUGAAGGCCUCGUCCUGCAGCUGGUGCAGGAUGCUGCACAUCCCCACUUCCGCCAGAUCCAGAAAAUGAUUAAGGAGCCAGCACCUGACAGUGGCCUCUUGCCCUUCUUCCAGGCCCAGAACCCCCUGGGCAACUGAGCCUCUGCCUCAGCUACCCUAAGAGCAAGCAGGGGGCAAGCAGCAUCCCAAUAAAGACUGAAAAACUG
Molecule: messenger RNA, 809 nt
Organism: Alligator sinensis (Chinese alligator)
Lineage: Eukaryota; Metazoa; Chordata; Crocodylia; Alligatoridae
Gene: ISOC2
Product: isochorismatase domain containing 2
Exons: 6
Coding region: 16-741 (241 amino acids)
Cellular component (GO): cytoplasm
Source: RefSeq, a predicted model, not a curated record